AUGUCGAAGCCGAGAAUUAUUGGUGAAUUAGUUAUUGUCGCUUAUAAAGCUAGACAUCUUCCUGAACGCGAGCUUGUCGGUAAACAAGACCCAUUUGUUGUGUUCCGCUUGGGCGAAGUUACCAAAAAGACUAAAACCGAUCUUAGAGGUGGACAGCAUCCAACUUGGGAUGAUCAGGUCAACUUGCCCGUGCCUGAAAAGAAAAAAGUUGUGAUCGUUCAAUUAUUUGAUGAAGACGCGAAAAGACAAGAAUUGAUUUCUGAGUGUGAAUUGGACAUUACAAAGGCUUUGGAAGAAGGAGAAGAUGAUGAUUGGUAUCAGUUGCAUUAUAAGGGCAGAGAAGCAGGCCAAAUUUACUUGGAGUUGACAUUUUAUGCAGCCCAACCUCCACCAAAGCGCCAACCUACGAGAUACGGUGGUAAACAUCCUAAACCAACUGGUUAUGCACCUCAACAAACACCGCAACAACAAAGACCUUAUCCUACCUCCCCUCAAUAUCCUCCUCAACCUUCCUACGCUGGAACUCCAAUUGCACCUACGCCUAGUGAAUCACAUUCUACACCAAUGUAUCGCCCAACUCAACCGCAAUAUGGUGCCCCCAAUUCUUUCCCUUACCCUCCCACUGCUCCUCCACCUUCAAACUCGUAUGAUCCCAACCGUGUCAUGUGGAAUAAAGAGCAUCCCCGUCCUACUAAUGAGGGUAUCCCUAUCAGAUAUGGAACACCAGAUUCUACUAGCAGACCUACUUCACCACCCGGUCCAGGAAGUUAUGGCAGCAAUAACUCCGCUUCCCUUUUAUCCUCUUCCUACAAUCCUCGUCCUAACAACUAUGGUGGCGGUGGUGGCUAUCCUCAAACCAACCCUAAUCCUAAUAGAAACAGCUUUCCUAGCAAUUAUGGUGCUAGUCCAUACCCACAACAUAGUGGUGGCGGAGGGUUCCCUGAGCCUCAACAAUUCGCAGGCGGAUAUAAUCCUCAUGCCGAUCCUUUAGGUACACCUUUUGCUGCUCAUCAAGGUAGCUUCAAUACUGGACCACCUCAACCUCAAUAUGGAACUCCUCAGCAUUCUGGCUAUCCCCCUAACCAGAAUUAUCCUCCUCGUCCACAGUAUCAACAAGGCUUCCCUCCCAACGGUGGUUACAAUGGAGCCCCUUAUCCACCUUAUUAA
Mucor mucedo is the source of this 1167-nucleotide messenger RNA. RefSeq names its product C2 domain-containing protein. The transcript is spliced from 6 exons. The record is from RefSeq and is a predicted model, not a curated record. Bases 1 to 1167 code for a protein of 388 amino acids. NCBI's taxonomy places the organism in Eukaryota, Fungi, Mucoromycota, Mucoromycetes, Mucorales, Mucoraceae.